UUCAGAGAGCAGAAAGAAGAGAUCGGACUUGAGAAGAUGAGUGAUGUGGAGGAGGAGAAGGACGGAGCAGAGUCUGGAGUAUUCGGCUCUGAGUCUGUGAAGGCUGAGCGCUCCAAAGAUCCUCCUCCAGACUUCAGUGAUGGACCUGGACCCGAGUCUGGAGUAUUCGGCUCUGAGUCUGUGAAGACUGAGCGCUCCAAAGAUCCUCCUCCAGACUUCAGUGAUGGACCUGGACCCUCAGACACAAAAGAGGAGGAGGAGAAGAAGAGGAGGCUUGUUUGUGAGGAGGAGCAGCCGUCCUGCUGUGCUUCCUGUCAGGACGUCCUGAAGGAUCCCGUCUCUACCAGCUGUGGACACUGGUUCUGCAGACGGUGCAUCAGCUCAUACUGGGACCAGUCUGCUUCACCAGGAGACUCCUCCUGUCCCCAGUGUGGACAAAGACCCAGAACCAGGGACGUUGGUCUGCAGGAGGUUUUAGAUGAAUAUAAGAUCAGUCUGAGGAGGAGAUGUGAACGUGUGACUGAAGGAAGUGAUGCAACAGGAAGUGGAACCCUCCUCAACACGAUCUACACUGAGCUCUACAUCACAGAGGGACAGAGUGAAGAGGUUAAUACCCAACAUGAGGUGAGGCAGCUGGAGACAGCUUCCAAGAAGAAGACCGUCCACGACGCUCCAAUCAGGUGCCAGGACAUCUUUAAAGCCUUACCUGACCAACAGGGACCCAUCAGAGUGGUUCUGACGAACGGCGUCGCUGGCGUUGGAAAAACCUUCUCGGUGCAGAAGUUCAGUCUGGACUGGGCAGAGGGUUUGGAGAACCAAGAUGUCAAUGUGGUGGUUCUGCUUUCGUUCAGGGAGCUGAACUUGAUCAGAGAUGAGCAGUACAGUCUUCUGGAGCUGCUCCAUGUUUUCCAUCCAACAUUACAGAAGGUCCCAGCAGAGAAGCUCGCCGUCUCUAAACUUCUGUUCAUCUUUGACGGCCUGGAUGAAAGCAGACUUUCUCUGGAUUUCACCAACAUGGAGGUUGUGUCUGAUGUCACACAGAAGUCAUCGGUCAACGUGCUGCUGACAAACCUCAUCGAGGGGAAUCUGCUUCCCUCGGCUCUCGUCUGGAUAACUUCCCGACCCGCGGCGGCCAAUCAGAUCCCUCCUGCGUGUGUCGACAGGGUGACAGAAGUACGAGGCUUCACUGACGCCCAGAAGGAGGAGUACUUCAGGAGGAGGGUCAGUGAUGAAGAGCGCUCCAGCACAAUCAUCUCACACAUCCAGACAUCCAGGAGCCUCCACAUCAUGUGUCUGAUCCCAGUCUUCUGCUGGAUCACUGCUACAGUUCUGGACCACAUGUUGACUACAGAGCAGAGAGGAGAGCUGCCCAAGACCCUGACUGACCUGUACUCACACUUCUUGCUGGUUCAGACCAAGAAGAAGAAACAGAAGUAUGAUGAGGGACAUGAGACGAGUCCACAGGAGCUGAUGGAGGCUGACAGAGAAGUUCUUCUGAAGCUGGGGAGGCUGGCGUUUGAACAGCUGCAGGAAGGAAACAUCAUGUUCUACCAAGAAGACCUGGAGCGCUGUGGUCUCCAUGUCACAGAGGCCUCGGUGUACUCAGGAGUUUGUACAGAGAUCUUCAGAAGAGAGAGUGUGAUCUUCCAGAAAACAGUCUACUGCUUCGUUCAUCUGAGCGUUCAGGAGUUUCUGGCUGCAGUCUACAUGUUCCACUGUUACACCACCAGGAACACAGAGGUACUGGAGGCUUUUCUGGGGACAGACUGGAAAUACUGGGGGUUAUCUCUGGAUGACUGUGAGAAAAAAAAGAGUGAUGACUUCCUGAGGAAAAGGAAAAAAGAAGAAAAAGCAUAUAAAAGGGAUUUCCAGAGGAAAAGAGCAGAAGAAGAUGAAGAUGAUGAAGAAGAAGAAGAUGAUGAUGAUGAUGAUGAAGAAGAUGAUGAUGAUGAUGAUUACCCAUCUCUGGAUGUCUUCCUCAGUGCAGCCAUGGAGAAAUCCCUUGAAAGUGAAAAUGGCCACCUGGACCUGUUUGUCCGCUUCCUUCAUGGCCUCUCUCUGGAGUCCAACCAGAGACUGUUAGGAGGCCUGCUGGGUCAGACAGACAACAGUCCAGAAGUCAUCCAGAGAGCCAUCAACCACCUGAAGGAGAUGAACACUGAUUGGAUCUCUCCUGACAGAAGCAUCAACAUCUUCCACUGUCUGACGGAGAUGAACGACCUCUCAGUCCAUCAGGAGAUCCAAGAGUUCCUGAAGUCAGAGAACAGAUCAGAGAAGAAACUCUCUUUGAUCCACUGCUCAGCUCUGGCCUACAUGCUGCAGAUGUCAGAGGAGGUUCUGGAUGAGUUGAACCUGGACAAGUACAACACAUCACUGGAGGGACGACGGAGACUGAUUCCAGCUGUGAGGAACUGCAGAAAGUUUGUACUUUCUAACUGUUGGCUCUCAGAGACUCAAUGUGAAGUCGUGGUCUCAGCUCUGAAGUCCAACCCCUCCCAUCUGAGAGAGCUGGACCUGAGCAAAAUCAACCUGCAGGAUUCAGGAGUGAAGCGGCUCUGUGCUGGACUGGAGAGUCCAAACUGCAGACUGGAGACUCUGAGACUUUCUGACUGUCGGCUCUCAGAGACUGACUGUGAAGUCAUAGCCUCAGCUCUGAAGUCCAACCCCUCCCAUCUGAGAGAGCUGGACCUGAGCAACAACAACCUGGAGGAUUCAGGAGUGAAGCGGCUCUGUGCUGGACUGGAGAGUCCAAACUGCAGACUGGAGACUCUGAGACUUUCUGGCUGUAACCUCUCAGAGACUGAAUGUGAAAUCAUAGCCUCAGCUCUGAAGUCCAACCCCUCCCAUCUGACAGAGCUGAACCUGGGCUGGAACAACCUGCAGGAUUCAGGAGUGAAGCGGCUCUGUGCUGGACUGGAGAGUCCAAACUGCAGACUGGAGACUCUGAGACUUUCUUACUGUCGGCUCUCAGAGACUGACUGUGAAGUCAUAGCCUCAGCUCUGAAGUCCAACCCCUCCCAUCUGACAGAGCUGAACCUGAGCAACAACUACCUGCAGGAUUCAGGAGUGAAGCGGCUCUGUGCUGGACUGGAGAGUCCAAACUGCAGACUGGAGACUCUGAGACUUUCUGACUGUCGGCUCUCAGAGACUCACUGUGAAGUCAUAGCCUCAGCUCUGAAGUUCAACCCCUCCCAUCUGACAGAGCUGGAGCUCAGCAACAACUACCUGCUGGACUCAGGAGUGAAGCGGCUCUGUGCUGGACUGGAGAGUCCAAACUGCAGACUGGAGACUCUGAGAUUGGAGGGCUGCUGGUUGUCAGAGAUCAGCUGUGCUUCUCUGGCCUCAGCUCUGAAGUCCAACCCCUCCCAUCUGAGAGAGCUGGACCUGAGAGACAACAGGCUGCAGUAUUCAGGAGUGAAGCUGCUGUGUGAUCUUCUGCAGAGUCCAAACUACAGACUGGAGACUCUGAGGGUGGAUGACGGAGUAUUCAGGGCUCCACCUGACAGAUAUGAAGGACAUCUGUCCACGUCCAACCCAACCCUGGAUGAGUCUGAGGACAGCAGGAAGGAGAGUGUGGAUGAAGAGGAUCCGCUGUGUCCUGAUGAUCCAGAGAAGUCCAAGCAGCACCUGGUGUGUGGAGAGGCUCUCAAUGCAAACGAAAAGUUCAGUUUCACACCUGAACUGCUGACUGAGUCUGGAAAGACUUCAUACAGGUUCAGGUGUCCCGGUCCAGGUGUGUUCCAGUGUGCUUUGACUGGACUGGUGUUUGUUUUGGCUCAGGAGGCGGAGCUUCAGUACAACACUGUCAUAUGGGACGAGAGCCUCGUCCAAUCAGCUGGCAGGACGGCUGCAGGGCCGCUGUUCAGAAUCGAGAGUUCAGAUGAUGCUGCUGUCUGUCAGCUCCACCUGCCACACUGUGAAACAGAGGAAGCGUUGCGUGUUGACGGCCUGUUGUCUGUCGUCCACAUCACUGAUGAUGGAAUGAGCUUCUUGGAGCCGCUGGAGGUCUCAGACACUCAUGUGAUGGUGAAGGUUCCUCACCUCUCUGCCUUUGGUCUGGUCUGGGAUUUAGUUAGAAGGUUCCUGAACAUCUCACUGCCAAUAGAGGGUCAAGUCCUGCUGUUCCUCCGACCUCUGAACUCAGAGUACCGAGUACUGGAUGUGUUACUGCUGCCUGACAACGUCCUGGUAGAUGAGGUUCAAAAGAAACAGCGAGGCUCUGAGCAUGUCAGACUCUCUUCCGACUGUCUUCUCAGCUUUGGUCAAAGUUACAGUGUCCACUGUGAACCUGAGGGCCUCGAGAUACAACCUGAGAGUGCAAGAUUUCGCUUGAAGUAUGGACCAAAUUACCAUCCAACAUUUGAAGUUUUCCUGGAUACAAUCCCAGAGACAAUGACUUUGAUUGUUCAGGACCAAGAGAGGAGAGAAGUCUGGAAACGUAAUGUUCGUCUGACAGGUGCAAGAAGCAAUCUCCAAGCACAGGACAGCGUCCCAACAGAGGACAGCGUCCCAACAGAGGACAGCGUCCCAGCAGAGGACAGCGUCCCAGCAGAGGACAGCGUCCCAGCAGAGGACAGCGUCCCAGCAGAGGACGCUGACCCACCAGAAGAGAAGCUGUUGUUGGUUCGGACAGAGUUUGUAAAAAGAGUCUCUGAUCCUGUUCUGAACCAGCUUCUGGAUAAACUCCUGGAGCUUCACGUUAUAAAUGAUGAAGAAAUGCAGUCACUCAGAGCGAAAGGCCGAGCAGACAGAGCACGAGACGUGAUGGACACGGUGAGAAGAAAAGGAAGAGCAGCCAGCUCAGUCCUGAUGGAGGCUCUCUGGGAGCUGGAUCCACACCUUUCCACAGUGCUGAGGCUCAGAUGAAACAAGAAGCUGAAGUGUGACGAUCCAAACUGAUGUCAGAGUGUUGUUCUCUGUUUCAGCCACUAGAUGGAGGCAGAACGUCUCUGCAGCAGAUUUCUGAGUGACCAUUGGACGCCUGAUAUGCACAUUUUAGAUUUUUACAGCUUCUCAGGAACUCUGGCUCAGGGCAAUGUUGUUUGUUUAUUUUGUUUUUGCAUCUUUAUUUCUUUUUGUGGUGACAAAAAUCUUAAGGGGAAAGUAAACUGUCUCUAGCACUUAUUGAUGCACUAAUGGCUCUAACUGCACUAUGCCUUGAUUGUUUGCUUUUUUCUUCCUGUAAGUCGCUUCGGAUAAAAGCGUCUGCUAAAUGACUAAACUUAAGUCAAAGGAUCAGAAAGUGAAUGUGAUGUAAAUAAUGUAACAUAAUCAGAGAGUCGGUCCAUCUGCUGCAUUGGUCUCUUUCUAUCUGCAGACAGAAAGGAGCUUCUUGGUUGAUGCAUACUCAAAGACUAAUCCAAGUACUUGUAGGUUUAGGAGCCAUGUUUGGUAAUAAUUGUCCCCUAACAUUAGCAUCAUGUUAGAACAUAUAUACCAGGGCUGAGGGACGCAGCUGCUGCAACACGUUCAGUCUUCAGAUGUGGACUUGAGAAGGCAGAACCUGAAAACCUUUCCCCUUUAAUUAAAGUCUCGUCAGCUGGGAACUUUAGUGCCAAAAGAGAGUUUCACUCGGUUUCUUUCUGAGCUGGAAACUCUUCUCUCAGGUGUCAAUCUGGUGAAAUAAUUUCAGCCAGUGAGGCGAAUCAGGGUUUCAAACCAGGGUCGCACAUUCCUGCACAAACUGUCCAGCUGUUCCACUCCAACAACUGGUUGUUUUACACGUUUUUCACGUUUCCAUUUUAUAUUCUUGUUUUUUUUUACUGUUAUGUUCCAAAUCAACAAGACAAAUUCUUUGUAUGUUACAAACCGACUUAAACUGCAA
Messenger RNA from Centropristis striata (black sea bass), 5824 nucleotides. RefSeq names its product NLR family CARD domain-containing protein 3-like. The coding region runs from base 37 to 4866 and encodes 1609 amino acids. The record is from RefSeq and is a predicted model, not a curated record. Gene Ontology annotation, biological process: regulation of apoptotic process. The transcript is spliced from 18 exons. Gene Ontology annotation, molecular function: protein binding. Lineage: Eukaryota; Metazoa; Chordata; Actinopteri; Perciformes; Serranidae.